AUGAUUCAUACGGUUCGCACGAGGUUGUCUUUGAACCUUCGUCAGAGCCUUGCUAGCUCGAGAAGGAUUGUUUCAGGAAAAUGGGGAGCUCAAAGGCUCACGAACAGGCACUUCACCUGUACCGGGCGCCGCCUUGAGCAAGAUGCUGUGGUGAAGCUUCCUAGCUUCUUGGAGGCAUACAAGAAAGCGGUGGAAUUUCCGCCUGCCACAUACGACUUUGAAACUUUCUUCUCGCAGGCCGAGCCUAAUACUGAAGUCGUUCUCCAUGGAUAUCUGGGUCAGCGCGCGGAUCUGUCGAAGAAGCUCUCAUUCGUUCGUCUCACCGACCCGACGAUGAAACACAGCUUGCAAGUAGUCGGGUUUGCCAAGAAUGAUGCAUUCGAGAAGCUCAAGACCAUCAAUGCCAACAGUCCUGUCGCUGUGCGCGGCACAGUCCAGCAGAAAAAGAAAAAGAGUUCCGAUAAUGGAACCACGGCCGAGGACUCUUGGGAGCUUGCUCUUGAGGAUAUUCACGUGCUCAACGAUUUUCCCAAAGAAAUCAUCAUGACCCCCGAAACGGUCUUUGCGCCCGAGCAAAGAUAUCUUCAACUCCGGUCCGAUGCCGACCUACGUGAAGCACUGCGGUUCCGGGCGGAAGUGCGCAAUGUCUGCAAGAAGGAGCUCGAGGAAAACAAUCAGCCCGCCUUUGUAGAGAUCGAGACACCGCUUCUGUUCAAGUCUACACCCGAGGGUGCUCGCGAGUUUUUGGUCCCGACUAGGCGACCCGGUCUGGCGUAUGCUUUGCCUCAGAGCCCACAGCAAUACAAGCAGAUUCUCAUGGCUAGCGGCCUUCCACGCUACUAUCAAUUCGCACGUUGCUUCCGAGAUGAGGAUCUUCGGGCAGAUCGGCAGCCGGAGUUCACCCAGCUGGAUCUGGAGAUGUCUUUUGCUACGGGCGAUGAUGUGAUGCGCACUGUCGAAGGAGUCAUCCGUCGGCUCUGGUCAACGUUGAUGAGCGACGCUGCUCCAGAAGGUCCUUUCCGGAGAGUCUCUUAUCAGGAGGCCAUGUCAAAGUAUGGCUCCGACAAACCAGACACGAGAUAUGGCAUGGAAAUCACGCGACUAGACUACUUGUUGCCGGUCGAUCUAGUCAUGAAAAUCUCGCCCCUGACAAACCCCAUUGUGGAGGCCUUCAAACUGGAGAAUGUCAACAAUGAUCCAGCUGAGACUCAAAAAUUCAUCACAGACUUUUUGGACUCACCGGCUGGAGCCGCCUACAACAACAAUCCUCACGGAGGACCCGGCGUCUUCGUGUACAACGGCAAGCAGCCACUUUGUGGAUUACAACCAUUUGGCUUUGAAGCUGCCGAAAAGGUCGAAGAGCUCCUCGAGCCAGAUCACGGUGACCUGAUCAUUCUCCAGGCUCGCCCUCGUGAGCCAUUUGCAGGGGGAUCCACGCCCUUAGGCGAUCUUCGUCGCGCCUUGCACGCCCACGCAGUAUCGACCGGAUUUAAAGACGCACCCACAGGCUUCGACUUCAUGUGGGUGGUAGACUUCCCAUUGUUCUCCCCAUCGUCCGAGUCCGAGCCCGGCCAAGGCGGUGCCGCAGGCUUCUCUUCUACCCAUCACCCAUUCACAGCACCCAAGACCGCCGCCGACGUGGAGCUCCUUCUCACUGACCCCACCAAAGCACUGGCCGAUCAUUACGAUCUCGUCGUCAACGGCGUUGAGCUCGGUGGUGGCAGUCGACGUAUCCAUGACGCUGCAGUGCAGGAGUUUAUCUUCCGUGAUAUCCUGAAGAUGCCCGCUGAAAGACUGGAGGAUUUCUCUCAUCUCUUGGAUGCGCUCCGCGCUGGAUGUCCCCCGCAUGCCGGUCUUGCGCUGGGUUUUGACCGUCUUGUUGCAGUGAUGCUUGGUAAGGAGUCUGUACGCGAUGUUAUCGCUUUCCCCAAGACGGGCAAGGGUGGCGAUGAUGCUAUGGUUGGUGCGCCGAGUCUUAUGACUGAAGCUUCGCUGGAGACAUAUCAUUUGCAGCUGAGAAAGCCAUGA
Penicillium diatomitis is the source of this 2028-nucleotide messenger RNA. RefSeq names its product aspartate--tRNA ligase MSD1. NCBI's taxonomy places the organism in Eukaryota, Fungi, Ascomycota, Eurotiomycetes, Eurotiales, Aspergillaceae. The transcript has 2 exons. Gene Ontology annotation, molecular function: aspartate-tRNA ligase activity; ATP binding. The record is from RefSeq and is a predicted model, not a curated record. Gene Ontology annotation, biological process: aspartyl-tRNA aminoacylation. Gene Ontology annotation, cellular component: mitochondrion; cytoplasm. The coding region runs from base 1 to 2028 and encodes 675 amino acids.